Molecule: messenger RNA, 633 nt
Organism: Quercus robur (English oak)
Lineage: Eukaryota; Viridiplantae; Streptophyta; Magnoliopsida; Fagales; Fagaceae
Product: histone H2AX-like
Exons: 2
Coding region: 92-517 (141 amino acids)
Cellular component (GO): nucleosome
Molecular function (GO): DNA binding; structural constituent of chromatin; protein heterodimerization activity
Source: RefSeq, a predicted model, not a curated record
ACACUCAAUAUCUCAAAAGCAAAAGUGCAAAACACAUUUCCAAAUCUCUCUCUUUCUCUCACUCAAAAACUCUCAAAUCCCAAAACCGACAAUGAGCUCCGCUGCAGAAACCACCACAAAGGGCGGCAGAGGCAAGCCAAAAGCCACAAAGUCCGUCUCUAGAUCCCACAAAGCCGGUCUCCAAUUCCCAGUUGGCCGUGUCGCCCGGUUCCUCAAAACCGGCCGAUACGCCCAACGUGUCGGCUCCGGCUCCCCAGUCUACCUCUCCGCCGUCCUUGAAUACCUCGCUGCUGAGGUUUUGGAGUUGGCUGGGAAUGCAGCGAGGGACAACAAGAAGAACAGAAUUAUCCCAAGGCACAUUCAGCUUGCUGUGAGGAACGACGAGGAGCUGAGCAGGCUUAUGGGGUCUGUGACCAUUGCUAAUGGUGGAGUUUUGCCUAACAUUCAUCAGAAUUUGUUGCCCAAGAAAGCUGGGAAAGGAAAGGGUGAUAUUGGGUCUGCUUCUCAGGAAUUUUAGGUGUACUGGGUUUGUUGGGUUUCGUUAGGUUAUGGAUAUGAUAGCCUUGUAAUGAAGUAGCUUUUUAUUAUGUAAAGCUUCACUUGAAUGAUAAUGAAAUAUUGGGUUUUAUCUCA